AUGGUAAAGUCAUCAGGAAGCAUGGUAUCAGAUUCUUUAGAAGAUUCAAACUUCAAGGAAUCACUGAGGGAGUUUCGAACAGAGCAAAGUCUUUUGGUUUGCUUCUUUGAAAAUGAAAAGUUGUUUGUUGCCUCGAUUCCACAACUUCGGCAUUCACUUGAGAAUUCCAAAAGGUCUUACACUUGUUAUCAGUCUAUUUAUGGGUAUCAUAUGGAAUUCCCUAAAGGAUAUGUUAACUUCUCUACGGAAUCUGUCCAGGGCUUGAUCUGCUUACAAGAAUCAGGAACGCCUAUAGUUUGGAACCCUAGUACAAGACAGCUAUUAACUUUACCCAAACCAAAAUUUAGCUGGAAUGACGUUAAAUUUUUUUUAGGUUACGAUCCGGUUCAAGGUAAACACAAAGUAAUGUGCAUACCUCUUUGUAGAGUUUCUAAUAAAUGCCGGGUGCUAACUUUGGGAUCAGCUCAAGAAUCAUGGAGAAGUAGAACAAUAAAAUCUCGACAUAAGCAUCGUUCAAAAAUUCAGUCUUCUGGUCGAUGCAUCAAGGGGGUUGUAUAUUAUAUAGCCCAAAUCAUUUAUACCCGUGUUUGGGUUGUAAUGAGCUUUGAUGUCAAAUCUGAAAAAUUCGAUAUGAUACAAUUGCCAUCGGAUAUUAAUCAUGAUAAAAGUGUUCUCAUAACUUAUGAAGGGAGGUUAGCUUGUGCUCGAGUGUGUGCCAUGAAGGGUGGUAGAAUUAGAGGGGAGCGUUGUACCACAUUGUGCAUUUUGGAGGAUACAAAGAAACACAAGUGGUCGCGUAAAGAUGUUUUACCUGUUCAUUUUGGAGUACCUCCUGGUUUGACAACUUUUUUAAGAUUUGAAGGUUGCACUAAUGCUGGUGAGUUUAUUUACGAAGUAUCCGGGUUUGAAAUGGUGAGUUAUAUUUUAUUAUAUGAUCCCGUGAAACGAAGCUGUAGACGAUUCGAACUUAAAGGAAUCACAGAGGACACAUCGAUGUAUGUGCUCCAUGCUUUCCCGAAUCACGUUGAGAAUCAUGCAAACGAUUAA
Messenger RNA from Capsella rubella, 1047 nucleotides. Its product is annotated as putative F-box protein At1g47765. Lineage: Eukaryota; Viridiplantae; Streptophyta; Magnoliopsida; Brassicales; Brassicaceae. The record is from RefSeq and is a predicted model, not a curated record. The transcript is spliced from 4 exons. The coding region runs from base 1 to 1047 and encodes 348 amino acids.